Messenger RNA from Phaethon lepturus (White-tailed tropicbird), 2225 nucleotides. RefSeq names its product catenin (cadherin-associated protein), delta 1 (gene CTNND1). The record is from RefSeq and is a predicted model, not a curated record. Gene Ontology annotation, cellular component: nucleus; cytoplasm; plasma membrane. The transcript has 10 exons. The annotation marks the transcript as partial. Lineage: Eukaryota; Metazoa; Chordata; Aves; Phaethontiformes; Phaethontidae. Gene Ontology annotation, biological process: cell-cell junction assembly; cell-cell adhesion. Gene Ontology annotation, molecular function: cadherin binding.
CUGCAGCGCUCUUACCUCCUGCUUCCUCGCUGUGGUGGCUGGGCUAUUUCUGCCAUGACUCUCUGCGUCUAGACCUGGCUGUCCUGUGCCUUUGCCAAUCAAACCCGAGCUUCAUCCUCCAGCAGUGAAGAGAGGGGCUCCUGCCCUUCUGGGUCACUUUUCUUCCUCUCACCUUGACACCAAGCCGCCUCCACUUGUGCCUCCCUGUGCCCUCCGCCCCUGCCCUGCCCGUCCUGGGCACCCAUCACCCAUGGACGACUCGGAAGUGGAGUCGACCGCCAGCAUCCUUGCCUCUGUCAAGGAGCAGGAGGCACAGUUCGAGAAGCUGACCCGGGCGCUCGAGGAGGAACGGCGCCAUGUCUCGGCCCAGCUGGAACGAGUCCGGGUCUCCCCACAGGACGCCGGCCCGGGCUUGGCCAACGGCACGCUCACCCGGCGGCACCAGAACGGCCGUUUCCUGAGCGAUGCUGACCUGGAAAGGCAGAAAUACCCAGAUCUGAAGCUCAACGGGCCGCAGGACCACAGCCACCUCUUGUACAGCACAAUCCCCAGGAUGCAGGACCCGGGCCAGAUUGUGGAGGAGACAUACACCAUGGAGGAGGACCCAGAAGGAGCCAUGUCAGUUGUGUCUGUGGAGACAUCAGACGAUGGGACAACACGCCGUACAGAGACCACGGUAAAGAAAGUGGUGAAGACUGUGACCACCCGGACGGUGCAGCAGGUGCCGGUGGGACCCGAUGGGUUACCUUUGGAAACCUCCCCAGUCACCAGCAACUACGUCCAGACCAUGGACAGGAACUUCCGCAAGAAUGGCAACGGGGGCCCAGGCGGCUACCUGAGCCAGCCGGGCACAGCCACCCUCCCUCGUAACUACCACUACCCUGACGGCUAUGGCCGUCCCUAUGAGGACAGCUACCCGGGCAGCGAUCACAGCUAUGGCAGCCUGUCCCGUGUCACCCGCAUUGAUGAGCGCUACCGCCCCUCCAUGGACACCUACCGGGCCCCUAGCCGUCAGGACAUCUACGGCCCCCAGCCUCAAGUGCGUGUUGGGGGCAGCAACAUGGACCUCAACCAUUUCCCCCCCGAGCCGUACGGCUUGGAGGAUGACCAGCGCAGCAUGGGCUUUGAAGAUGUGGACUACGGGCUUAUGUCUGACUAUGGCACGGCCAGGCGGGCAGGGACCCCGUCUGAUCCUCGGCGGCGGCUCAGGAGUUACGAAGACAUGCUGGUGGAUGAAGUGGCCCCCGACCGGUAUUACUGGGCCCCUCUGGCUCAGCACGAGCGGGGUAGCUUGGCUAGUCUGGACAGCCUGCGGAAAGGAGGUCCAGCCCCGGGUAACUGGCGCCAGCCAGAGCUGCCGGAGGUGAUAGCCAUGCUGAGCUUCCGGCUGGACGCCGUCAAGUCCAACGCAGCCGCCUACCUGCAGCACCUCUGCUACCGUAACGACAAGGUGAAGACGGAGGUGCGCAAGCUGAAGGGCAUGCCUGUGCUGGUGGGAUUGCUAGACCACCCCAAAAAAGAGGUGCAUUAUGGUGCCUGUGGAGCCCUCAAGAACAUCUCCUUUGGCAAGGACCAAGACAAUAAGAUUGCCAUUAAGAACUGCGAUGGGGUACCCGCUCUGGUGCGCCUGUUGCGGAAGGCCCAUGACAUGGACCUCACGGAGGUCAUCACAGGAACACUGUGGAACCUGUCCUCGCAUGACUCCAUCAAGAUGGCCAUUGUGGAUCAUGCGCUACAUGCUCUGACCGAUGAGGUUGUCAUUCCCCGCUCAGGCUGGGAGCGGGAACCCAAUGAGGACUCGAAACCACGCCAUAUUGAGUGGGAGUCGGUGCUCACCAACACCGCUGGCUGCCUUAGGAACGUGAGCUCAGAGCGGAGUGAGGCCCGUCGGAAGCUGCGGGAAUGUGACGGGCUGGUGGAUGCCCUGAUCUACAUCGUCCAGUCCGAGAUCGGCCAGAAGGACUCGGACAGCAAGCUGGUGGAGAACUGUGUGUGCCUGCUGAGAAACUUGUCCUACCAAGUCCACCGUGAGAUCCCGCAUGCCGAGCGCUACCAGGAGACACCUCUGGCCCCUGCCAACAACGCUGGGCCCCACGCUGCAAGCUGCUUUGGUGCCAAGAAGGGCAAAGGUAAAAAGCUCCCGGAAGAUCCUGGUGCCGAUACAGUGGAUUUUCCCAAAAGAACAACUCCAGCCAAAGGUAUGUUCCUCAGUGUGCAGGGCUUGG